AUGGGAACAACAGAGGAUCUUGUCAGAUUUAAUAUUUUGUCUACUCAGCCGUUAUCCGUAACGCCCGAAAUAUGUCUGUACUACGAGAGUCAAGGAUUUCAAGAUCAAGUCACAAUAGCUUACCAUCGACUUAGGAGAGCUAGAAGUAUUGGAAAUCGGAUUAGCAGCCUUACUUAUGCGUAUUAUUUGGGA
Messenger RNA from Acaulospora morrowiae, 192 nucleotides. Lineage: Eukaryota; Fungi; Glomeromycota; Glomeromycetes; Diversisporales; Acaulosporaceae. The record is from the annotation of a GenBank genome assembly.